AUGCUUAUCGAAACUCGUAUUCGGUGGCUUUUUACCCCGCGUUCCAAGGUGAUAGUUGACCAUGGUACAGCGUCUGCCAACAAGACCAUAUUUACAUUUAUCCCAUCAUUCAUCACUAAAAUACAACAUAAUUGUCGGACGACUCGAAGGAAAAAUGCCACCGUCACCGGUGCUGCUGGCGGCAUCGGCCUCGAGACCACAGUCCUCAUGCUCCGCGAAGGCGCAUCCGUCCUCAUGACAGACAUGAGCACCACAGGCCUCACAGCAGCCCUUCAAAAAGUAAACAUCGCCAUACCCCCGAGUCUCCGAGCCGGAAAAGUCGAAACAAAGACCGUCGACGUAUCAGACGAAUCCCAAUUCGAAGCCGCAGUGUCACAUCUAGAUUUCUGGGACGGGAUUGAUGGUCUUUGGUUUGGAUCUAAACAUUCUGUGCUUGGAUUCCGGAGACAUGGGAAGAAGGUUAGUAGUGUGAUUAAUACUGCUAUUGUGGUUGGUCUGGUUGGGGCUGCGACGGCCCAGUUGGCGUAUACUGCUAGCAAGGGCGCUGUGCUGGCGAUGACCAGGGAAUUGGGCAUUGUUCAUGCGCGAGAGGGUUUCCGGUAUAAUUCGCUUUGCCCUGCGCUUUUGAAUACACCCCUUCUUCAGGGUUGGUUUGGUGAUGAUAAGGCGAAGCGGUCCCGUCGCGAGGUGCAUUUUCCCAGCGGUCGGUUCGGCGAGGCGAUUGAGCAAGCGCAUGCUGUUAUCUUUUUGGCCAGUGAUGAGAGUAGUUUUGUCAAUGCAACUGACUUUGUCGCUGAUGGAGGCAUGACGAAGGCGCAUGUAACGCCUGAGGGACCAGCCACAGAGGCGCCGAAGAACUUGGCCGGGCCAUAA
This is a messenger RNA of Penicillium manginii, 873 nucleotides long. RefSeq names its product oxidoreductase, short-chain dehydrogenase/reductase family. Bases 1 to 873 code for a protein of 290 amino acids. The transcript has 5 exons. The record is from RefSeq and is a predicted model, not a curated record. Lineage: Eukaryota; Fungi; Ascomycota; Eurotiomycetes; Eurotiales; Aspergillaceae. Gene Ontology annotation, molecular function: oxidoreductase activity.